AUGGAGCGCGGCCCGGGAGCCGCCCCGCGCAGGGGCGGCCGGCGCGGCGCGCGAGGCCUGGACGCCUUCGCGGCGGAAGCGGAGGCCGCGCUGAGAGCCUGCCUGGAGGGCGAGGGGAGCGCGGGGGGCGGCCCGGAGGCGAAGGUCCCGUGUCCUCUCGCCAUGUGGGAGCUCGGGCACUGCGACCCCAAGAGGUGCACCGGGAGGAAACUGGCCCGCAAAGGGCUGCUGCGGACCCUGCGCCUCCGCCAGCGCUUCCCGGGGCUCGUCCUUAGCCCUCUGGCCACCGAGUACGUCUCUCCCGCUGACCGGCAUGUCAUUGCUCAGCGUGGAAUUGCAGUCAUAGAUUGCUCAUGGGCCAAGUUAGAAGAAACUCCCUUUAACAGAAUGAGAGGAGGUCACCCACGGCUGCUGCCUUACUUGGUGGCUGCAAAUCCUGUCAACUACGGUCGGCCGUGCAAGCUGUCCUGCGUGGAGGCUUUUGCUGCAGCUUUUUGCAUUGCUGGAUUCCCAGACCUAGCCACAAUUCUUCUAAGGAAAUUUAAGUGGGGUGAGUCAUUUAUUGACUUGAACAAAAAUCUCCUGGAAAAAUAUGCAGCCUGUCAUUGCCAGGAAGAAGUGCUGAGAGUUGAAAAGGACUUUUUAGCCAGUGUCCAAGAAAAAAAAGAUGAAGAAAUAGAUCCAUUUGAUGUUGACUCAGGAAAAGAAUUUUCUAAUCCUAACAGACCCAUCCAUUCCCCAGGACUAGCACAAAGCAGUGAAGAAUCUGAGGAGGACAGCACGAGCACUCCAGACGAUGCCACUGAAAGUGAUGAGAACAGUCCAGAAGAUGAUAGUAAAGUUGCUGCAACAACAGCCAAUCAAUCAACUCCUGAAAAAUAAAAAAAAACCCAACCAACCAAAAUACCCCACAUACCACAAGGAAAUAAAAACAACCCAAAACCAUCCCAAAGAGUUGUAACAUAUUCUAUAAAGACAUUUUAUUGUGAA
Molecule: messenger RNA, 990 nt
Organism: Apus apus (common swift)
Lineage: Eukaryota; Metazoa; Chordata; Aves; Apodiformes; Apodidae
Gene: TSR3
Product: TSR3 ribosome maturation factor
Exons: 6
Coding region: 1-882 (293 amino acids)
Biological process (GO): maturation of SSU-rRNA
Molecular function (GO): rRNA small subunit aminocarboxypropyltransferase activity
Source: RefSeq, a predicted model, not a curated record